AUGCGUCUCUCCACCUUCGCCCUUGCGGCUUUCCUCCCCGCUGCCGCCUUCGCGGCCCCGAUCAAGAUCGAGUCCGGCGCCGUCAUGCCCCGCGACUCCGCCACUCUCGGCAAGAACAACCACCCCGCCGUUUACCGCAUGCGCAAGCGUGAUAACUGGGGUGGCGACGGUAACGACAACAAGUGCACCCCCAAGGGCCACCGCAAGGCGGACUGGAAGGGCAAGCACGACCCCGCCAGCUCCAACUACGACCCCAACGCGGACAAGUCCAAGCACCGCGGCCACCACGGCGACGGCAAGUCAUGGCACAACCACGAGGGUGGCAAUGAUGGCCAGAACUCGUGGCAGGAGCAGCCCGCCUCUGCCGCCCCCUCGCCUGCCCAGCAGGAUGCUGCUCCCGCUUGGACGGAGGCCGCUGCCGCCCCUGCCUGGACCGAGACCCCGGCGUCGUCUGAGGAGGCUUCGCCCUCUGCGGCGGCCCCCGCCCAGUCCUCCGCCGCUCAGUCGGAGAACGCUUGGAUCGAGGUGCCUUCCUCCACAACUCAGGCGUCGAACGACAACCCGGGCCACGACUUCCACGCUCAGGAGCCCGAGACUACCUCCUCUGCUGCUCCCGAGCCCACCUGGUCUGCCGCCCCCAAGCCUACCUCUACCGCUGCUCCUGAGCCCGAGACUUCCACCUGGGUUGCUCCUGAGCCCGAGACCUCCACAUGGGUCGCUCCUGAGCCCGAGCCUACUUCCGAGCCCGCUCAUGAGCCUACCCCUGAGCCCGAGCAGAACAACAACAACAACGGUGGUGGCGGCGGCGGUAACUGGGACUUCCCUGGUGGAAAGGCUACCCACUGGAACACCGCCGGCGAGGACUACUGGUGCCGCACCGCUCCGGGUGUCGGCAGCAGCCUGACCAACGGCGACUAUGACAUGGUCGUGGCCAUCAGCUGGGAGCUCUGGGGCGGGAACCCCAACCAGCCCCAGAACUACGACAAGUGUGGUCAGUGGGUUGAGCUCCAGUGGAACGACCGCCCUCCCGUCCGCGCCCAGGUCAUCGACGCCUGCAUGUCCUGCAGCGCCGACCACAUCGAUCUCUCCAAGGGCGCCUUCCAGGCUGUUGGUGCUGGUCUUGGCCUCGGCGAGAUCGGCACGCACAACCCUAGCAGCGACUACGAGAAGCCCGACAGCUUCAAGUGGAGGUUCGUCUAA
This is a messenger RNA of Trichosporon asahii var. asahii CBS 2479, 1200 nucleotides long. RefSeq lists its product as uncharacterized. The transcript has a single exon. Bases 1 to 1200 code for a protein of 399 amino acids. NCBI's taxonomy places the organism in Eukaryota, Fungi, Basidiomycota, Tremellomycetes, Trichosporonales, Trichosporonaceae. The record is from RefSeq and is a predicted model, not a curated record.